Linum tenue is the source of this 633-nucleotide messenger RNA. Lineage: Eukaryota; Viridiplantae; Streptophyta; Magnoliopsida; Malpighiales; Linaceae. The record is from the annotation of a GenBank genome assembly.
AUGUCGGCGUUCAAGUUGCAGUCCGACAACCAAUUCCUCCGAACCCACAAAGGCCACCCGGGCGUCGUUUACGUCUACGAGUACAUGGACGAUCCCAACGUUUUCGCGAUGAUCCACGCCAGCGACUCCCGCUGGAAUUUGCCGACAGCGGUGGGCCAUCCCGCCGCGUUCAAGGCGCUGGAGGUCUGCGGCGUGACGAUCGGAGGCGAGAAGCUGAAGGAGCUGGCCAAGGACCUGACCCUGACCGACCCGAGUACCGGCCAGACGUUUCACCUCAUCGUCAACCGGCAGGGCCUCUGCUUCGUGUACGUGGCGAGCCAGCCGAUCGUGCGGCUGAGGAUCAACGACCACUUCGGCUGGUCCAAGUACGGGGUGAAGCCGCGGAUCAGCACGAUAUGGAGCGUGUGGGACAUGAGCAACGGCGCCGUUUUGGUUGCUCCUCCGACUGAAGAUGAUGCUGCUGAUGGUGGCGACAAGUAUUCGGCGUUGAACGAGAGCUGGAAGAAGGUCGUGGAGGAGAAGGAGAAGGUGAGGGAGGAGAAGGAGUCGUUGCUGAGGAAGUCGCUUGCGGAGAAGGAGAGAGAGGUGAUCGCUCUUAAGGCUGUGGUGAAAGCGCUGAGUAGCGACGAAUAA